AUGAUCCAUAGCGAAGAUGAGCGUACAAAACAAAGAAAUUAUGACUACAAUGGCACUCGAAUUCUGCACUAUUUGGCCAUACCGUGUCUCAUUACUAGUUGCCUUGUGAUAAUAAUAAGGGCUGACAGUCAUAAGGAGGAAACUGUGUAUUUAUCAGCAGUCACACUGCAGUUGGGAUGGCUUUCACAUAUGAUGAUGUUCGUAGUUGCAUCUUUUUGGCUAGCUUUAUUGAUUGAGUUGAACAAGGAAGUUGAUUUACCAAAACAAACGGUUUUGAUGUCGACUUGUGUCAUAGGCGAAGUACUCUUAAUGUCGGCCUGCUCUGUGGAGCAGUAUCCAACUUUUACAGUUGGAUUAAUUGAAUUUGGAACUGUACUUUAUUCAUACAUUAUUAUCUUUGACCGGUUAAACUAUCGUAGAGCGAUUUCGGUCUUAUCUUUCCUGUCUUUUACCCGUUUUUUGUGUUGGUCAACAUUUACGCACUUCUCCUUUCACGCUCGUCCAUUUCUUGCUUAUGCCUGUAUUUACUUCGGUUUUAUUUGCAGCUAUUUUCUUUGCCAGCGUCUAGCAACACCACCCUAUUUAGGUACAUCUUCGCUACCGCGUACACAAUUUAUUAACGCUAACAGUCUGUCAUCCAUUAACGGAUCAAAUCAACAAGGUGCUUUGAAAGAACUAGCGGUAAUUAGUGAUAGCACAUCUAUGAAUCGCCGUGCUUCAACGCAAAGCUUUUCGCACCGCUCACCAGGACUUAAUACCACAAGAUCUCUUUCUAAACGUCGCACAUCUCUACCAGUAGGUGGCCUAAAGCCGAAUAGAUCAUGCUUAAGUGAUAGUUGA
Trichoplax adhaerens is the source of this 840-nucleotide messenger RNA. RefSeq lists its product as uncharacterized. NCBI's taxonomy places the organism in Eukaryota, Metazoa, Placozoa, Uniplacotomia, Trichoplacea, Trichoplacidae. The record is from RefSeq and is a predicted model, not a curated record. The coding region runs from base 1 to 840 and encodes 279 amino acids. The transcript is spliced from 2 exons.